Messenger RNA from Baudoinia panamericana UAMH 10762, 669 nucleotides. RefSeq lists its product as uncharacterized. Gene Ontology annotation, biological process: SRP-dependent cotranslational protein targeting to membrane. Lineage: Eukaryota; Fungi; Ascomycota; Dothideomycetes; Mycosphaerellales; Teratosphaeriaceae. The coding region runs from base 187 to 669 and encodes 160 amino acids. The record is from RefSeq and is a predicted model, not a curated record. Gene Ontology annotation, cellular component: signal recognition particle, endoplasmic reticulum targeting. The transcript is spliced from 3 exons.
ACUCGAAUGCGACUUAGAACAUAUUGUACAUGUAGCCGCUUCUACAGCAAUGCCAAGCCACCGAGUGCAUUUCUCCACAGUGCACCUUGACUCGGCCCAACACUACUAAACACGCGACCAAUUACACCCCCAUGCGACCAGCGUUACACUCAGAGCAGCCAAGGCGUCUAGCGGGAAGAGGCAAUCAUGGUGUAUCUCAACUCCCCAGAAGAGUGGCAGCGGCAGUCUGCGUUGUUGCUACAAGCACGACCGACGACGACACGCAUAACAACAAAGUACAAGAUACCGAACCUUGAGUCGCCGAAGUACCUGAAGUCAACGAAGCGGAAGCAAGGUGGCGAAACAGAAGCGAAAGAGAAUGCUGCUACCAAAGUGCCGAGAGCCGCUCUUGUUCUGAAGACCUACGACCCAGAGUCCGGUGUAGUGCUCAAGCUCAAGACGGAUAGAGCGGCCGACGUAGGUAGGCUUAUCAACGGGUUAGGCAGGCUUGGGCGGCAUAUGGCAGCGCUACCGGAGAAGGCAGAAGCCUCAAGUAGGCAGCCUGAUGAUACCAGCAAUCUAGCGGCCGUCAAGGACAGCGAAGGAGUGGUCUCGCCGUCCAGUCAGCAAACGCAACAGCCCACGGGAGGAGGGGCCGGCGGCAAGAAGAAGAAGAAGGGAAAGAAGUGA